GGGAAACAGCGGAGGAGGUGUUCCUGGUGGCCAUCUUGAAUGUGCGGAGUGAUUGUUUAGCGAAAAGAAUUAAUAACAAAUUGGAAAUAACGUGAAGAUUUGGGAAAUUAAGAUUUAUAAGAGGGGGGCAUCUAGAAAAAGAAAAGUUAACUCGGAAACUACAGCCCCAGUGGAAGAAGGCAUGAAGACAGUAUCCUAGUCAACAGUCAUGGCUGACAAAAGAAAACUACAAGGUGAAAUAGAUCGAUGUUUGAAAAAAGUAACGGAAGGCGUAGAGCAGUUCGAGGACAUUUGGCAAAAGUUACAUAAUGCAGCCAACGCUAACCAGAAGGAGAAGUAUGAGGCCGACCUUAAGAAAGAAAUUAAAAAACUACAGCGUCUUCGAGACCAGAUCAAGACGUGGGUAGCAUCCAACGAGAUCAAAGACAAAAGACAGCUCGUGGAAAACCGCAAACUCAUAGAAACGCAAAUGGAGCGCUUUAAGAUCGUGGAGCGGGAGACCAAGACCAAGGCGUACUCUAAAGAAGGCCUGGGCCUGGCCCAGAAGGUAGACCCAGCACAGAAGGAGAAGGAGGAGGUCGGACAGUGGCUAACGAAUACGAUAGACACCCUGAACAUGCAGGUGGAUCAGUUUGAGAGUGAAGUCGAGUCCUUAUCAGUCCAAACACGCAAGAAGAAAGGAGACAAAGAGAAACAGGAUCGAAUUGAGGAGCUGAAGCGUUUCAUCGAGAAGCACAGGUACCACAUCCGGAUGCUGGAGACCAUCCUGCGCAUGCUGGACAACGACUCAGUCCAGGUGGACUCCAUCCGCAAGAUCAAGGACGAUGUGGAGUACUACAUGGACUCCUCCCAGGACCCGGACUUUGAGGAGAACGAGUUCCUCUACGACGACCUUGACCUGGAUGACCUCCCUACCUCUCCCUCUGUCUCCCCCCCACCAUCUCUCGUCUCUCUAGCCCAGACGCUGGCGGCCUCCCCCCCCCCGGGGCACUCUCACCUGGAGGAUGAGAUGUUCCAGCUCUCCAGCAUCACGCCCACCUCCACCACCUCCUCCUCACCCAUCCCCCCCUCCCCCGCCACUUGCACUACGGAGAACUCUGAGGAUGACAAGAAAAGGGGGCGUUCGACAGACAGCGAAGUCAGUCAGUCUCCUGUCAAGAACGGCAACCCUUCCUCGUCGUUAUCCUCCUCUUCCUCCUCCUCCUCCUCCUCGUCCUGCUCUUCCUCCGGGGCCUCCUCGUCCUCGAUGGUCUCUAUGGCGACCAUGGCAGGGGGCGGUGGCGGUGGUGCAGGGUCCAUCACCGGGGGCAACAGUCUCCUAGGAAGCAUGGGGGGUCUCCUCGCCAACGCUGGCAGCUAUAGCAACGCUACGCAGCAGCACGCUCAGCAGGCGUCUCUGCCGCAGCACCAAACCCAGGCCAAGAACUCUCUCUCCUCCUCUUCCUCCUCCUCCUCCUCCUCUUCCAUGGCCCCCUCCAACAGCAACCCCUGCCCUUCGAACAGCAUCCUCCUCCCCUCCUCGAUGGCAUCCUCACCCCCCAACGCCAGCAACCCCAGCCCCCUCACACCCAGCUCCCAGCCCCAAGCCCCGUCGCCGGCCUCCAGCCUCAGCCUAGGUUUGGGCCUGAGCAUGGGGAAAGGAGGGGCCAUGUCGAGCUCCUCUGGCCCCAACCACAUGUCCGGGCUGGGCCUGUCGGGGAUGCCGGCGUCCCUGGGCUCUAUGGCCGGCCUUCUGCCAGGCUCCACGCCUUAUGCCCAGGCAGCCGCCUCGGGGCCUAUGGGCAGCAACAUGGCCGGGGCCAUCGGCAGCGGCUCCUCCUCCAACUCCGCCUCCAACUCCGCCUCCAGCACCAUGGGACCGUUUGGCGGGAACAUGCUCAGCGGAGGCUCGUCGUCCUCCACCGGCCUGCUGGGCUCAGCGCCGGGCAUGGUGGGCAUGGGCGGGGGGAUGCUGGGCCUAGGGUCAGGGCCCCUGGUGCAGGGUCCGCCCCUGGUGGCCCCCAGCCCUGUCGGAGGGGGCCUGGCGCCCGGUGGCAGUUUGGGGGUCAUCGGGAGCAACAGCAGCUCAGGGUUGAUGGCGCCAGGCAGUGGAAUCGGGGGAGGGAGUUUGGGGCUCCCCAGACCACCAAGUGGACAGAAACAGAAUGGUAGCACUAGUUAUAGUGCUAUCGUAGCAGACAGCACACCAGAUUCCACCCUUAACAGUGCCAGCCAAUCACAAAGCAGCCAAGCCUUGUCUUUGAACUCCACAGCCAAUCAACCGAAAGACAGUGGCUCCAGCCUCCUGGGAUCCAUGACUCUACCGCCCAGCUCCCCUUCACCCUCCUACAACGACAGCAAAACAGCAGGGGGCAGCCAACUAAAUGGGCCACUCUCCUACAAUCAGGCCACUGACAGUAUGAAGCCUCAGGAGCCACUGAGGAGCCUCAAGUCCAUGGCGGAGCGAGCGGCUCUGAGCUCAGGAAUGGAGGGAGAGAUGCCCUCUCUGCACCUCGCCACUGACAUUUUCCCCAGCACUACGGGCCCCCCGGGGACCUCCAUGGCCCCCCAGCCCUCGCUGUCAGAGGUCAGCAUCCCCCCGUCACUGGGGGUGUGCCCGCUGGGGCCCGUGCCCCUGUCCAAAGACCAGCAAUACCAGCAGGCCAUGCAGGAGUCGGCCUGGACGCACAUGCCACACCCCUCCGACUCAGAGCGGAUCAGGCAGUACCUGAUGAGGAACCCCUGCCCCACCCUGCCUUUCCACCACCAGGUGCCACCGCCUCACUCAGACUCUGUGGAGUUCUACCAGAGGCUGUCAACAGAGACUCUGUUCUUCAUUUUCUACUACCUGGAGGGCACCAAGGCCCAAUACCUGGCAGCUAAGGCACUGAAGAAGCAGUCGUGGAGGUUCCACACCAAGUAUAUGAUGUGGUUCCAGAGACACGAAGAACCGAAGACCAUCACAGAUGAAUUUGAACAGGGCACCUACAUUUACUUUGACUACGAGAAGUGGGGCCAGAGAAAAAAAGAAGGGUUCACAUUCGAGUACAGGUACCUCGAAGACCGGGACCUUCAGUGAUGGACACAGAGCAAGGGAUGAACGGACAGAAGGAAAAGAAAAGAUAGAAGGACUACUGUCGACAUUCCUGGAUUGAACUCGACCCUCUGGGAAGAGAGAUGGAUGCACUGCUUCAAGCUCCUCCCCCUGCCCCCUGCAAAGCCACACCCACCACAUUGCUAAACAACGCCCACUCCCACCUCGGCCCCUCCUUUUCCAUUUUUUUUUUGAUUGAAGCUUUUAAUUAUACUCAUAACUUAACUGGACCCCCUGUUUGUUUUUUGCUAAUAAGUAAAUCAUGACGAUAAUGUUU
Molecule: messenger RNA, 3350 nt
Organism: Osmerus eperlanus (European smelt)
Lineage: Eukaryota; Metazoa; Chordata; Actinopteri; Osmeriformes; Osmeridae
Gene: cnot3b
Product: CCR4-NOT transcription complex, subunit 3b
Exons: 18
Coding region: 209-3058 (949 amino acids)
Biological process (GO): nuclear-transcribed mRNA poly(A) tail shortening; regulation of stem cell population maintenance; regulation of DNA-templated transcription
Cellular component (GO): CCR4-NOT core complex; nucleus; P-body
Source: RefSeq, a predicted model, not a curated record